AUGAGGGGCCUUCUGGUGCUUUCUGCGCUGCUGGCUGUGGCCUUCAGCACCGAGACCUUCGUGGGCCAACAGGUGCUGAGGAUUUUGCCUGAAGACGCCUUCCAGCUGGAGAAGGUGAUGGAGCUGGACGCAUCUGAGAAGCUGCAGCUGGACUUCUGGCGAGCCCCGACUUACCCCAAGAGCCCCGUCGACGUCCGCGUCCCGUUCCCCAGUCUCCAGCGGGUGAAGGUCUUCCUGGAGUCCAACGGCAUCCAGUACGACAUCAUGAUCGAGGACCUCCAGUCCUUGAUUGACGAGGAAAAGCUGGACAUGGCGCGCCAACGUUCGGUGCUGCAGACGACCGAGACCUUCAACUAUGCUGCCUACCACAACCUGGAUGAGAUCAAUGCUUUUAUGGAUCUUCUAGUAACCGAAAAGAGUAAUCUGGUUAGUAAACUCCAGAUCGGCAAGAGCUAUGAGGGGCGCCCAAUCAACGUCCUGAAGUUCAGCACAGGAGGAAUCAAGCGGCCAGCGAUCUGGAUUGACACUGGCAUCCACUCCCGUGAAUGGGUCACUCAGGCCAGCGGAGUCUGGUUUGCAAAGAAGAUUGUUGACAGUUACGGCAAGGACCCUUCCCUGACCAGCAUCCUGAACAACUUUGAUAUCUUCCUCGAAAUCGUCACGAAUCCUGAUGGUUUUGCUUUUACACACAGCCAGAACCGCAUGUGGAGGAAGACCCGGUCACACCACAGUGGGUUGUCCUGUAUCGGAGUAGACCCCAACAGGAACUGGGACGCAGGCUUUGGAGGGCCCGGCUCCAGUGGGAACUCGUGCACUGAAACGUACCGCGGCCCCUACGCCAACUCGGAGUCUGAAGUGAAAGCCAUCGUCGACUUUGUGCAGGAUCACGGCAACAUCAAAGCCUUCAUCUCCAUCCAUAGCUACUCGCAGCUCCUCCUCUACCCGUACGGCUACACCACACAGAAGGCUGCGGAUCACGAGGAGCUGGAUGCUCUUGCUAAAAAGGCCGUCAAUGCCCUUGCUUCCCUCCAUGGGACCAAAUACAGAUAUGGGAGCAUCACUGCCGCCAUCUAUCCAGCGAGUGGUGGAACGAUUGACUGGACCUAUGACCAAGGCAUUAAGUACUCCUACACGUUCGAGCUACGGGACACGGGGCGCCAUGGCUUCUUGCUCCCGGCCAGCCAGAUCGUUCCAACCGCCGAGGAGACGUGGCUGGCCUUGAUGGUCAUCAUGGAGCACACGCGAGACCAUCCAUACUAAGACCGGAGCGGAAGGGCGUUUUCU
Messenger RNA from Varanus komodoensis (Komodo dragon), 1284 nucleotides. RefSeq names its product carboxypeptidase A1-like. Lineage: Eukaryota; Metazoa; Chordata; Lepidosauria; Squamata; Varanidae. The transcript has 11 exons. The coding region runs from base 1 to 1260 and encodes 419 amino acids. Gene Ontology annotation, molecular function: zinc ion binding; metallocarboxypeptidase activity. Gene Ontology annotation, biological process: proteolysis. The record is from RefSeq and is a predicted model, not a curated record.